Molecule: messenger RNA, 288 nt
Organism: Perkinsus marinus ATCC 50983
Lineage: Eukaryota; Perkinsozoa; Perkinsida; Perkinsidae
Product: iron-sulfur cluster assembly protein, putative
Exons: 3
Coding region: 1-288 (95 amino acids)
Biological process (GO): iron-sulfur cluster assembly
Cellular component (GO): mitochondrion; cytoplasm
Molecular function (GO): 2 iron, 2 sulfur cluster binding
Source: RefSeq, a predicted model, not a curated record
AUGUGUUUCAGUAAGAAGCGUGAUGACUCAAUCAUAGGCCUCCGAGUAGGAGUGGGCAAGAAGGGAUGUGAGAACAUGAGCUAUACCAUGAACUACGCCAGAGAUAUCGGCAAGCUCGAUGAGGUAGUCGAGACUGAAGGAGUUAAGGUCGUAGUGGAUCCCAAUGCCCUCAUGUAUCUCAUCGGUACAGAGAUGGACUACGUCGACAACGACUUGGCCUCAGAAUUUGUGUUCACUAAUCCCAACCAGAAGUCGUCCUGUGGGUGCGGUAAAAGCUUUAGUGUUUAG